Gossypium raimondii (Peruvian cotton) is the source of this 1377-nucleotide messenger RNA. RefSeq lists its product as uncharacterized. Gene Ontology annotation, cellular component: mitochondrion. The transcript is spliced from 6 exons. The coding region runs from base 81 to 1049 and encodes 322 amino acids. Gene Ontology annotation, molecular function: prostaglandin-E synthase activity. The record is from RefSeq and is a predicted model, not a curated record. Lineage: Eukaryota; Viridiplantae; Streptophyta; Magnoliopsida; Malvales; Malvaceae.
UGUUUAACCAAGAACAGGGGGAAUUCGAGAAGUUCUGGAAACUAGAACAUACAUCGACAUCGCUAUUUCGAUUUGCAACCAUGAGAAGAGUCAACGGACUCGCUACCGUCGGCAGAGCCUUAACCUGUGGCGGCGCCGUUGAGAAACGGCUGGCUCAAGCGGCGUUGAUGAGUACAUGCUCUUCUUCAUCGUUAAAUUCUCAUAUUUUCUCGCAGAAACUCGCUGAUCGAUUAGGGCUGUCGCGUCCUUCCCUCGUGCGCAGGGUUGCGGGGACCAUGUUGUUUUCUGUGGCAGCAUCGUCUUUGGCUCAAGAUGCUCUUGCUAAGGAGAAGCCUCGCUCUGAAAAGUUCCUCCCCAAGGAAGUCGUUCUCUACCAGUAUGAAGCUUGCCCUUUUUGUAACAAGGUUAAAGCAUUUUUGGAUUAUUAUAACAUUCCAUAUAAAAUUGUGGAAGUCAAUCCCAUCAGCAAAAAGGAGAUAAAGUGGUCUGAUUAUAAGAAGGUGCCUAUACUUAAAGUUGACGGUGAACAGAUGGUUGAUUCUUCUGAUAUAAUUGAUAAGCUUUUUCAUAGGAUCAACCCCGAUAGCUCCAUUCCUGAUGGUGAAGAGAAGAAAUGGCGUGAGUGGGUGGAUAAUCACUUGGUGCAUGUUUUAUCACCAAAUAUAUAUCGAAGUACUUCUGAGGCACUUGAAUCAUUUGAUUAUAUCACCACUCAUGGCAAUUUCAGUUUCACAGAGAGGUUGGUAGCAAAGUAUGCUGGGGCAGCAGCUAUGUAUUUUGUCUCAAAGAAACUGAAGAAGAAGCACAACAUUACUGAUGAGAGAGCAGCCUUGUAUGAAGCUGCUGAAACGUGGGUGGAUGCUUUGGACGGCCGGCAUUAUCUUGCAGGUGGUUCAAAACCCAAUUUGGCUGACCUUGCUGUUUUUGGUGUUCUAAGGCCUAUCCGAUAUCUAACAUCCGGUAAAGAUAUGGUGGAACAUACACGUAUCGGUGAAUGGUAUGGUCGGAUGGAAAAUGCUGUGGGAGAGUCUGCUAGAAUUAAGGAGUAAGAGAACAAUUUUGGGUGCUGGAAUAGAAGUCCCAGCACAAUCAACCCAAAUUUGUGAGUAGAGUGUUUGAAAAUAAUAAUGCUAGAAAGUGAAACCUCCCAUUGCAUAGGCAAGAGUGUGACUCGGCUUAAGAUUACUUCUAUAUUAUUAAAAAAUUGGUGCUGUAUGGUUAAUUUUACAGUUCUCAUAAACACCUCUAACUAAAAACCAGAAUUUCCUACUGUAGUUCAUGUUAGUACCUCUUAUCUAUCCUGUUAUUUUGCGUACUUAUGUGGCUUUUUGGUGGUGACUGGUGAAGCAUCAAAUAAAAUGCGAGCGUUUUACCCUA